AAGUAAAGAAUAAAAACAUAUACAAAUGUCUUCUAUAGGAUAAAUAAAAUAUUUCUUCAAUAUUUACAGAUAAAUGUGAAGCAGCGCUUCAUUAUAACUGGCAUUGUGUCACUAAAUACAGCUCCAUCAGAAUAUGACUCAGUCUGUAGAUCAGAGGAAGUGAACAAACACAGGAAGAGCUGAUAGUGUUUAAAUAAAGAGUUGAGAUCAAAUACUGAAGAGAAAGACUGAGAGACAGAGAGAAUGUCUGAUAAUAAUCAUCUGUGUCUGCUGGGACUGAUCUUUCUCUCUUCACUUCUCACAGGUGUCAGUGGAGUGGAUGAGACUCAUGUGUUCAUCAGUUCUGGUGAAGAUGUCCGUCUGCCCUGUAAUAAUGCUCUUCAGGACUGUACAUCAAAUACAUGGCUCUAUAAUAACAGAUUCAGAGAUUCAGCAGCAGUUGAACUGAUUCAUUUAGGGAGAAAUAAUAAAGACAUAGAGAGACAUGAGAGACUGAGUCUGGGGUCUGACUGCUCUCUGAACAUCAGGAACAUCUCAACAGAAGAUUAUGGAUCUUACACCUGCAGACAAUAUGUGAAUCACACACGACUAACACCCGAUGCUCUUGUUAAUCUUCAUGUUCUUCAUGUCUCAUCCUCACACACUGAGAUCAGUUCAGGUCUCUCUGUGACUCUCUUCUGUCGGCUGUAUUCAUAUCCUCGAGUCUCUUGUGAUGAUUGGAUCCGUUCUGAGAGAAUUCAUCUGUUCUGGGUGAAUCAGGCUGGUGUUAAAUCAGACUCCAGAUAUCAGAUAUCAUCCUCAUCAGAUCACUGUAUCAUCUCUCUGAAUAAAACACUCCUGAAUGAAGAUCACAACAGAGAGUGGAGAUGUGAAGUUACUGAGAGAGAUCAAGUCAAGACCUCAGUCACAUACACUGUCAAGAGUUCAGCUGAAGCUGGUUCAACAACAUCAGUGAUUCCAGUCCACAGCACACACUCUCAGGAUCCUUCAACUACAAACACACACACAAUUAAAGGUACAUCAUCACUGUCUUCAUCACACCAGUGCUUUACAGCGGCUCUCAGAUACUGUUUUCUUCUUAAAUCAGUCUCUAGAUAUAAUGAAUUCCUCUCUGAAGACAUUAAGAGAUGGAGUAAAAGGAAUCACUAACUGUUCACUAUCAGUUUGAGAAACGGUUUAUUUGCUGGUUUAUUCUGAGCUCAAAA
Messenger RNA from Carassius auratus (goldfish), 1205 nucleotides. RefSeq lists its product as uncharacterized. The record is from RefSeq and is a predicted model, not a curated record. Gene Ontology annotation, cellular component: external side of plasma membrane; membrane raft. The transcript is spliced from 4 exons. NCBI's taxonomy places the organism in Eukaryota, Metazoa, Chordata, Actinopteri, Cypriniformes, Cyprinidae. Bases 244 to 1149 code for a protein of 301 amino acids. Gene Ontology annotation, biological process: interleukin-15-mediated signaling pathway; T cell activation; positive regulation of ERK1 and ERK2 cascade. Gene Ontology annotation, molecular function: MHC class II protein binding; protein tyrosine kinase binding.